UCUGCUUUUUCAGAACAAAAUCAUUAGCCAUUAUUCAUCAUUCAACUAAGGGUACUUCCGUAACAAAAACAAUAAAGAAAGAAGAAAAAAACUUUCCUUUUUCUUCGUCUUCUUAUUUCACACACCAACUCAAAUAAAAAUCCUCACAUCAUCAUCAACCAAAAUCCUCCUCCUCACCAAUUUUCCUCUCCCUCCCACCAUAUCCGGAAUCAACAUCAGAUCCUUUCUCCGCCCGAUAAAACAGACUCAUAUCCCGUUACUCAACCCGUUUUAUCGGGAAUGGAAACCACCUGUUUGAUUCAUCACUUACCUCAAGAUAGUCUACAUCAAAUCUUCUCAUCUCUAUCAAUCCGUGAGAUCUUAAUCUGUCGUUCUUUAUCAAAAUUCUUCAAUCAAAUCUUAACUUCAUCAUCAUUUAUAAAUCUCCUCUCAUUAAAGCCGCCUCUGAAUCUCAUAGCACUUCGUCCAUCUCAUCACCACCACCACCACCACAACCACCACCAUCGAGUUACUGUAUCAUCACCUCAUUCGUAUCUGCACGUAUACGAUUCUGAUCUGAAUCAAUGGAUGAAAUUCGCUUUCGAUUUCAUUCCAUUCAGAUCUCCAAUUCCAGUUGCUUCAUCAGGAGGAAUCGUUUAUUUAUGGGUUGACUCUCCCGAUUCAGGGAAAUCACUGGUGCUAUGUAACCCGUUGACAAGGAAGUUUCAGGUUUUGCCGGGGCUUGGAUCGGCUUGGUCGAGGCACGGCACGGUUUUAGUUGGGCCUGUUGAUAGAGUAUUGGUGCUUACUGAACUUGCUUGUCUUUACUUUAAUGGUAUUGGUGAUUCUUGGCAAAAGUUUUCAUCCAAUUUAGUAUCGAAACCUAGGAGUCCAAUUUUAGUUUUUGAUUCUUUGUUUGCAUUAUGUGAUGUUGGAUCUCCAUGGAGACGUCAGUGGAAAUUGUUUUCAUGUACAUUAACUGAGCUUGAGAAAUCACAAGGUUGGAAAAGAUUAGAGAAACAUGAAUGGGGUGAUAUUUUUGAUAUAUUGAAAAGACCUAGGUUGAUUCGUGGAAAUGGUAAUAGAAUUUUGAUGGUGGGUGGAUUGAAAUCAUCUUUUUCAUUGAAUGCUUCUUGUUCGACUAUUUUAUUAUUGAGAUUGGAUUUGGAGACAUUGGAAUGGGAUGAAGUUGGCAGAAUGCCAACAGACAUGUUUAAAAGUUUUCAGGAGUCGAGUAAGUUUAAGGUGUUUGGUGGAGGAGAUAGGGUUUGUUUCUCAGGGAAACGGAUUGGUAGAUUAGCAAUGUGGAAUUACUCCAUUAAGGCAGGGAAAGGUGAAUGGAGGUGGGUUGAUGGAAUUCCUGGAAAUGGUGAUGGAUUAUACCGCGGGUUUGAAUAUGAUGCUCGAUUUACUUCUGCACCAUGAUGGGUUGUUGUUGAAGCUAUGCAAGAGAGCUGCGAUUAUAAUGAAAGAAUGUUUUCAUUUGUUGUAUUUCUGUAUUUCAUAUCUGAAGUUAUGUUUGUAAGUUCUUUUUAAUGUAGUUUAUUUAUUUGCAAGCAGUGUCUAUAUUUGAAUUGUUAAGCAUUUUGCUUGAUCUUAAUGUAGCAAUUGUAUCAUUAUUUUUUUUCUUUUCAUUUUCAAUGGAUCAAAUGACUUGGAUGA
This is a messenger RNA of Papaver somniferum (opium poppy), 1641 nucleotides long. Its product is annotated as SKP1-interacting partner 15-like. NCBI's taxonomy places the organism in Eukaryota, Viridiplantae, Streptophyta, Magnoliopsida, Ranunculales, Papaveraceae. Gene Ontology annotation, molecular function: protein binding. The transcript has a single exon. The coding region runs from base 280 to 1404 and encodes 374 amino acids. The record is from RefSeq and is a predicted model, not a curated record.